Messenger RNA from Lobosporangium transversale, 1251 nucleotides. Its product is annotated as farnesyl-diphosphate farnesyltransferase. The transcript has 5 exons. Gene Ontology annotation, molecular function: squalene synthase [NAD(P)H] activity. Gene Ontology annotation, cellular component: endoplasmic reticulum membrane. NCBI's taxonomy places the organism in Eukaryota, Fungi, Mortierellomycota, Mortierellomycetes, Mortierellales, Mortierellaceae. Gene Ontology annotation, biological process: farnesyl diphosphate metabolic process; ergosterol biosynthetic process. The record is from RefSeq and is a predicted model, not a curated record. Bases 1 to 1251 code for a protein of 416 amino acids.
AUGGCUUCCGCUAUCCUUGCCUCUCUCUUCCAUCCUUCGGAAGUCCUUGCUUUGGUGCAAUACAAACUUGCUCCAAAAGCAAAUUACGACUACAGUAGCAAUAAGACUAGAGAACGUCUUUACUACUUCCUGAACAUGACCUCACGCAGCUUUUCUGCUGUCAUCCAGGAGCUGGAUGAGGAGCUCAAGGAUCCUAUCUGCUUGUUCUAUCUUAUUCUUCGAGGGCUUGAUACUAUUGAGGAUGAUAUGACUAUUGAUUUGGACAUAAAGCUUCCUCAUCUCAAGACCUUCCAUGAGCUCAUUUAUCAGAAAGGUUGGAACUUUACAAAGAACGGUCCCAACGAAAAAGAUCGCCAAUUGCUUGUGGAGUUUGAUGUUGUCAUCGAUGGGUUUUUGCAGCUGAAGCCCGCAUACCAAAGCAUUAUUGCUGAUAUUACUAAACGUAUGGGCCAAGGCAUGGCGCAAUAUGCCACGGCGGGGAUCCAUGUGAACACAAUUGCAGAUUAUGAUGAAUAUUGCCACUAUGUUGCUGGUCUGGUUGGCUUGGGAUUGAGUGAGCUGUUCAGCGCUUGUGAUUUUGAAUCACCCACUGUUGCCAAGAGAAAAGAUCUCUCUAAUUCAAUGGGUCUCUUUUUGCAAAAGACCAACAUCAUUCGCGAUUAUCUCGAGGACUUGCGUGAUAAUCGUCGCUUCUGGCCUAAGGAGAUCUGGGGCAAGUACGCAGAUAAUUUCGAGGACUUUAUCAAACCAGAAAACAAAGAGAAUGCUUUGCGAUGCUUGAACCACAUGGUCUAUAAUGCUCUGGGACAUAUGAAGGACUGUCUCGAAUACCUCGGCAUGAUUAAGAACGCCUCCUGCUUCAAGUUUUGCGCUAUUCCUCAAGUUAUGGCUGUUGCCACUCUGAACAUGGUCCAUACCAACUAUUCAAUUUUUACACACGAGAACAUCAAGAUUAGGAAAGGCGAGACUGUUUGGUUGAUUAAGGAGUCGUACAACAUCGAUAAUGUCGCGGCCAUUUUCAGAAUGUAUGCACGCCAGAUUAAUAACAAAUCUAAUCCAUUGGACCCUCAUUUUAUUGAUAUUGGCAUCCUUUGUGGAGAGAUCGAGCAAGUUUGCGUUAACAAGUAUCCUGGAUCUACGGCGGAGCUUAAGCGCUUGCAGGCAGGAGUGAUGGCAGGCACUAGUGGCACUGUUCUAACGGCUGCAGCUGUUGUUGCAGGUGCUGUUGCUUUGAGGAACACAUUCGCAUAA